AACUUCUUUCUGUCGGCAGCAACUCUUCCAAAAAAAAUAAAAUUAAAAAUCGAAAAAUAAUAAAAAAAAAACUGUCAUCAAUGUCAUAUGGUGGUGAUCUACAGAGACUGUUAGAGAUCACAGUUUCAGUCAAGCUCUGAGCUUUAUGCAAGAACGAGAGAGAGAGAGUGACUGAAUCGAAGUUCAGCUCACCACCAUUACAGUCAAACUUCCCCAAAGCAUUGGUUUUUAUAUAAUCGAAACACUAAUCCAAAACUGUAAUGAUGGUCCAAGACCCGCCAUUUCCAUCCUCAAAAAAGCCCCCAAAACCUCAGCGCAAGCAACCCCAACCUCAACCCCAAGAGCCCACCCUUCUCUCAGAUCACUUCCCUGAGCCCCAAUCUCUCGGUUUGCCCAAAUGGGUUUCCUUCAAUCUCUUCAAAAUCACCACCAUUUCGAUCCUGGCUCUCGUCAUUGCCGCCCUCUUCUUCCUCCAUAACACCAAUGAGUCUUCCGCCACUUUCUUCUGUUUCAACUCUCACUCUAAGAAGCCUAUCCCCAUUGAACUGCCCAAAGUGGACUUCAAUUCGGUCCGACCCAUUUUGGACAAGGAUUCGGUUUACGCAUCUUUCACCUCCCGUCGGUGGAUUGUUGUCUCGGUUUCUGAUUACCCUUCUGAUUCGCUUCGGAAGCUUGUUAAAAUCAAAGGGUGGCAAGUACUCGCAGUUGGGAAUUCGAGGACUCCUUCGGAUUGGGCUCUUAAAGGUGCGAUUUUUUUGACUUUGGAGGACCAAGCUAAUCUGGGUUUUCGUGUUUUGGAUUACCUUCCUUAUGAUUCUUAUGUGAGGAAGACGAUUGGGUACCUUUUCGCUAUCCAACACGGCGCGAAAAUGAUUUUUGAUGCUGAUGAUAGGGCGGAAAUCGUUGGUGAUGAUCUUGGUAAGCAUUUUGAUUUGAAAUUGUCCAGUGUGGAUGUAAUGCAGGAGAGGAUUUUGCAGUAUAAUCGUAAAAACCCGAAUAGAACGGUUGUGAAUCCUUAUGUUCAUUUUGGGCAGCGUUCGGUUUGGCCAAGGGGAUUGCCUUUAGAGAAUGUUGGGGAAGUUGGGCAUGAAGAGUACUAUAAUGAAGUGUUUGGAGGUACGCAAUAUAUUCAACAGGGCUUAUCUAAUGGCUUACCUGAUGUGGAUUCUGUUUUUUACUUGACUAGAAAGUUAGGUUCGGAAGCAUUUGAUAUAAGGUUUGAUGAUAAUUCUCCUAAGGUUGCUUUACCACAAGGUGUAAUGGUGCCUGUAAAUUCAUUCAAUACAUUGUUUCAUUUCAAUUCGUUUUGGGCCCUAAUGCUUCCGGUUUCUGUUAGUUCAAUGGCUUCUGAUGUGUUAAGGGGUUAUUGGGCACAAAGGAUUUUGUGGGAAGUUGGGGGUUCUGUUGUGGUUUAUCCUCCCACAAUAUUUAGAGAGGAUAAGAUUGAAGGAUACCCUUUUGCAGAAGAGAAGGAUCUUCAUGUAAAUGUCGGUCGGUUGAUUAAGUUUUUGGUUUCUUGGAGAUCUACUAAGAGAAAUUUGUUUGAAAAAAUAUUGGAUUUAAGUUUUGCUAUGGCAAAAGAAGGGUUUUGGACUGAGAAAGAUUUGCAGCUCACAGCAGCUUGGCUUGAAGACUUGCUUGCUGUUGGGUAUAAUCAACCAAGGUUGAAGGCAGUGGAGUUGGAUGCGAUUCAGCUGGGAACUACCAUCAACCAGGGAGAGUUGAAGGAGUUUGUUCCUCAAAAACUACCUUGUGUGCAUCUUGCAGUUAAGGAAUCAGAGACUGUGAAUUAUGAGAUUGGGAACUUGGUUCGCUGGAAGAAGAAUUUCGGUAACAUUGUGCUGAUCAUGUUUAUAAGUGGGUCUGUUGAAGGAACUGCCUUAGAAUGGAGAUUGCUUUAUGGCAGGAUAUUCAAAACAGUUGUGAUUUUGUCUGAAAAAGCUAAUGAAGAGUUAGCUGUGGAGGAAGCUUCACUGGAACAAGUGUACAAGUAUUUGCCAAAGAUAUUUGAAAGGUAUACUAGUGCAGAAGGAUUCUUGUUUCUCCAGGACAAUACAGUCUUAAACUACUGGAAUCUAGUACAAGCAGACAAAUCUAAGUUGUGGAUCCCUGAUAAGGUGCCUAAUUCAUGGACUACAGUCUCAAUCAAGGACAAAAAUUCAGCGUGGUUUUCAAAACAAGCGCACAUGGUUAAGAAAGUUGUAAGCACUAUGCCGGCUCACCUUCAGGUCAGCUACAAAGCGAGUAGCACGGGCGAAAAUAGUCUUACAGUCUGUAGUUCAGAGGUUUUCUACAUUCCUCGGGCUUUUGUUGGGGACUUUGUAGAUCUUUCUGGCCUUGUGGGUAAUUUCAAUAUGCACUACAGGGUAGCAAUUCCUAUGUUUUUCACGGCGAUGGAUUCGCCCCUGCAAUUUGACAAUGUCUUCUCUAAGAUGAUUUAUAAGCCAGAGUUACUGUCUAGUAACUCUUCCCUCUCUUAUUCUGCUCAAGUACCCGCUGUAUACCCUUGGACCGUUUCCAAUGAGGUGGGUUUUGUGGAACUCAUAAGAGUCAUGGCAGCUGGGGACCCCCUUCUAAUGGAACUGGUUUAAAAGAGCAGUUCGUGAGAAGUGAAUCUCAGCUUGGAAGUGCAACACUUUUGGUUAUGUGGAGAAAGUUCAUACAACACUUGACAUUGAAUUCCCUUGUCUAUGUAGCUCUGAGGAAAAAGGCUCAUCGCUCAUAUUUGAUAUAAUGUAGUUUUUUUGUAAUCUUUUUACUCCAUAGUUUCCACUGUAUGAUUCAUUGAUGUAAAUUUUCAUUAGAAAUUGUAUUUGACUCAAGGUUAUAUCAUAAAAUUUCUCUCACUCAGUAAUGAAAUGGUUAGAGCUGUUCUUCAUGCAA
Messenger RNA from Humulus lupulus (European hop), 2883 nucleotides. RefSeq names its product probable glycosyltransferase STELLO1. Bases 261 to 2591 code for a protein of 776 amino acids. Lineage: Eukaryota; Viridiplantae; Streptophyta; Magnoliopsida; Rosales; Cannabaceae. The transcript is spliced from 3 exons. The record is from RefSeq and is a predicted model, not a curated record.